AUGACAACAAAAUGGUCGCGAGUGAAACGAGAAAAUGAAGCGCAAGAAUCCAAAGGGGAUGACCAGAAAGGUUUCCCGACUGCCACAGGGAACACCAUUCGGCAAUGGACUCGAACCAUCUCACUCUCACGGGCACCUACAGGGGCACAUCAGCGAGCCCCUCUAAGUUGGGGACGAGUGUCGCUGCAGAAAAUUGGGCCCCCGCGUCGGCAUUCGCACAGCGCUGUUGUUUACAACGAUAGCAUGUAUGUUUAUGGCGGGUGGAUGGCUGAUUGGUCCAAGGGUGACAGUGUUUGGCGUCUUGACUUAACAACCCUGACUUGGAAUGAAAUUGAAGUGACGAAAAGUGCAUCCGUCCCCGAGCGUCGAUUUGGUCACAUUGCAGCUGUAUACGACGAUCGGAUGUACAUUUUUGGUGGAAAUCGAAGCACAAAGACAACAAAUGAAACGCACACUGGAGUCGUCGUUGAAAACUCUUGGGUUGUUCACGGAGGGGUAUCAGGUGAAAGUGGUGAAGUCGAGAUCCGCAAUGAUGCGUUCAGCUUCGAUUUUAGAUCAGCUACUUGGACCCCAUUGCCACAAUUGAAUGUCAAAAUGGAUGAUCAACCAGUUGAUUCUCAUUCUGGUUGUGUAGUUUCAUCUGAAUUUUCCCAUACAUUAUAUCUUUUAUUUGGAAGACGACGAUCAAACACCGCGCCCCCUCCUCCUUAUGCUUUUGUUCUUGACGUUUUUCGUCCUUCUGCUCAUUUGCAAAUUGAAGACGAUGAAGCGUGUCUGAUGUCUGCCUCUCGCUUAAUAGAAACUCGAUCCAUUGAGUUCUUCCGUUCAACGAUUGAUCAACUCUCUGAACAACUUGCCCCAAUGAGAAAUUCACUUGAAGAGGACGUCUUGCCUUCCUUAGAGAAGCAUUUGCAGAGAGUUGCUGCGAAAAUCGCAAGUUCAGGAGGCGAAACGGAUGACGCUUCUGUAACGGAAUGUAUGAGUUCUGCACCUGAGUGUAAUGCUCAAGACUGCCAUGUACUGAAACGGAUUGUUGAAGGAUUGAAGGAAACUGAUCGAAUGUACACAUCAAGCCUUGAAGGGAAUUUGUCGGAUAAAGAAUUUUCACUUGUUGAAACAUUUCUUACAAUUUUAUCAGAUUACUUGGAAUGUUCUGAAGAAGAGCUCGAUCGAUUUAUGCACGGCGAAAAUCUCCCACUUGAGACUUCCGAGCAACUCAAAAGAAUGCUUCCGGCAUUGGAGCUGAUCGAUGACUACAGAUGUGAAAUUGUGGAUGAGUUCAUCAGUCCAGGUGUUGAGCGAAUUCAAGAGCCUAUUGAGCUACCAAAAAUAACUCAAAAUUUCACUCAUCUUGCGAGUGAGGCAGCAGAACAGUUUCAAAAAGCGCACGAAGGAGUAAAAGACAGCAAUCUCCCGCCAAAACAAAGAAAAAUUAUGGAAGUACAAAAAGCCGAAGCUGGAAAAUCAUUGCUCGCAUUGCUACAGAAAAAAACGCACGAAACUCUUGCAAUUCUUCAAGCAACUCCUCUGGGUGAUUCAGUCAGCAUAGAAAAAAUGCUGGAUGUCUAUGAUGUAAGCAUUUCGAACGUUCACUCUUGGAACGCUGUUCGCCUCAGGAUAAAAAAAAAGGCCUUGAAAUCGACAUCGCUGCAGCUAAAAAGGCUGCUGCAAAGCAAGACAAGGUGUUGUCAUACUUGGACAGUAAGACAAGCAUUGAAGGGUUAUUCUUUUCACGUCAUUCCUGCAGAAGUUGCAAAAGAGAAACGGCGUUCGCGAUUGGAAACACUUUCGCAAUUGGAGGAAAAGAGAGCUUCAUUUGUUGCAAGACGCUCAAAGUUGUUGGAUGAAAUGAGAGUUAUGCUUGAGGCAAAGCUUGAAACUUAUAACUCAAUUCUGCAAGAAGAACGUCAAUUGUUGCUUGAAGCAGAACUCUAUAAGCGUGAAGGAGAUGAAGUGUCUCGACGUAUCGCUGAAAUGAAGCACUCAGCUGAUCGUCCAAGACUUCGGCGUCUUGCUGCUCAGAGCGCAUUAGGAAAUAUUGUUUCGCCAGUGAUCGAUGCUCUUGCAGCAAAGCACAAAACUAUUCUUGCCCAGAUGGAGAAAGUUGUUGGCGAACAAGGCGUUGUCGUAGCUGAAGAUGCCGCUAAGGAUGUUGCGCGAUUUGGGUAUUUGAUGAAUGAAAUUCAAAGACAACUCGAAAAGCAAUUAGCAGUACAAGAAAAUUCUCAUAAAAUGAUUCAAAGCAGAAUCGAAUCCAAAAGGGAUUAUUUGACGGUUGCUAUGGCAGAAGCAGGACCUGCAACGAUCGAUGGGACGCAGGGCGAUGUUGAAGCUCAAAUCGAGCAACUUAAAUUGUAA
Condylostylus longicornis is the source of this 2358-nucleotide messenger RNA. RefSeq lists its product as uncharacterized. The coding region runs from base 1 to 2358 and encodes 785 amino acids. Gene Ontology annotation, molecular function: protein binding. NCBI's taxonomy places the organism in Eukaryota, Metazoa, Arthropoda, Insecta, Diptera, Dolichopodidae. The record is from RefSeq and is a predicted model, not a curated record. The transcript is spliced from 8 exons. Gene Ontology annotation, cellular component: Golgi apparatus.